CACCACCCCACGACGAAAAGCUGCCCGCCCACCGCCCGAGCCAAGACGCCACCAAAACCUCCCUCUAUCUCACGCGUCAACACCAUCACCAUCGCAACCCAAUCUCCGUGAUCGUCACCCACUGCGAUAUUUGGCAUCAACCCUUUGCCCGUCAUGGCUGAUUCCCUUACCGAAGAGCAGGUGUCCGAGUUCAAGGAGGCCUUCUCCCUCUUUGACAAGGACGGUGAUGGCCAGAUCACCACUAAGGAGCUGGGCACCGUCAUGCGCUCGCUGGGCCAGAACCCUUCCGAGUCGGAGCUUCAGGACAUGAUCAAUGAGGUUGAUGCCGACAACAACGGCACCAUCGAUUUUCCUGAGUUCCUGACCAUGAUGGCACGGAAAAUGAAGGACACCGAUUCCGAGGAAGAGAUUCGAGAGGCUUUCAAGGUUUUCGACCGGGACAACAACGGCUUCAUCUCUGCUGCGGAGCUGCGCCAUGUCAUGACCUCGAUUGGAGAGAAACUCACCGACGACGAGGUCGACGAGAUGAUCCGCGAGGCCGACCAGGACGGCGAUGGUCGGAUUGACUACAACGAGUUUGUCCAGCUCAUGAUGCAGAAGUAAAGAAAGAUAUCCUAGGUUUUCAAUGAUUUAUUUGCCCACCUGCGGCAUGAGCAGACAACGGAGAAUAGCUACGCAGCGUCGGGUAUUCCAUGUGUGUGCCGGCAAGGGUUGGCAGAGGCUUCGGGAAUAUCUCUCUUCCUUUCCAUACUUGAUAUUGGCAAAUUUUAUGAACGCGGGGUGAUGCAUUGGUUGAUGUCAGGAGAAAUUGGCCAUUACCCGAGCAAAGGCAGCUGCGCCGCCGAGUAUGGAGCCACUGGCGAGUCACGCCGUCUAUCCACGCAUCGUUUGCAGACAUUGCCCUUCUGAAAGCGUGAUGACGACUGUAGUAGAAGCCAGUACUGUGC
This is a messenger RNA of Purpureocillium takamizusanense, 947 nucleotides long. RefSeq names its product Calmodulin (gene CMD1). The coding region runs from base 154 to 603 and encodes 149 amino acids. Gene Ontology annotation, molecular function: enzyme regulator activity; calcium ion binding. Gene Ontology annotation, cellular component: central plaque of spindle pole body. NCBI's taxonomy places the organism in Eukaryota, Fungi, Ascomycota, Sordariomycetes, Hypocreales, Ophiocordycipitaceae. The transcript has 7 exons. Gene Ontology annotation, biological process: spindle pole body organization. The record is from RefSeq and is a predicted model, not a curated record.